Messenger RNA from Coregonus clupeaformis (lake whitefish), 3932 nucleotides. Its product is annotated as protein unc-80 homolog. Lineage: Eukaryota; Metazoa; Chordata; Actinopteri; Salmoniformes; Salmonidae. The record is from RefSeq and is a predicted model, not a curated record. Gene Ontology annotation, molecular function: monoatomic cation channel activity. Gene Ontology annotation, cellular component: axon; cation channel complex. Gene Ontology annotation, biological process: monoatomic cation homeostasis.
UGAGUGCAGUGGCCCAGCAGAUCCUGUGGAACUGUCUGAUCGAAGAUCCCGCCCUGGUGCUCAGGCACUUCCUGGAGAAGCUCACCGUUAGCAAUCGACAGGAUGAGCUGAUGUACAUGCUGAGGAAGCUGUUGAUGAACAUCGGUGACCUCCCGGCCCAGACCUCUCACAUCCUCUUCAACUACCUGGUGGGGCUGAUUAUGUACUUUGUGCGUACCCCGUGUGAGUGGGGUAUGGAUGCCAUCUCGGCCACUCUGACCUUCCUGUGGGAGGUGGUGGGAUACGUGGAGGGGCUCUUCUUCAAGGACCUCAAACAGACCAUGAAGAAGGAGCAGUGUGAGGUCAAGCUGCUGGUCACUGCAUCCAUGCCAGGAACCAAGACCCUUGUAGUACAUGGGCAGAAUGAGUGUGAUAUUCCUACCCAGUUGCCUGUACACGAGGACACUCAGUUUGAAGCCUUGCUCAAGGAGUGUCUGGAGUUCUUCAACAUUCCUGAGUCUCGGUCUGCGCACUACUUCCUCAUGGACAAGCGCUGGAACCUCAUUCACUAUUCCAAGACCUUUGUGAGGGAUAUCUAUCCGUUCAGGAGGUCUGUGUCUCCCCAGCUCAACCUGGUCCACAUGCUGCCAGAGAAAGGACAGGAACUCAUUCAGAAACAGGUGUUUUCCCGUAAACUGGAGGAGGUGGGCCGUGUUCUAUUCCUUAUCUCCCUAACCCAGAACAUGCCAGCCAUCCACAAACAGUCCCAUGUGUCCAUGCUCCAAGAGGACCUGCUCCGCCUGCCCUCCUUCCCCCGCACGGCCAUUGACGGAGAGUUCUCUCUCUUCAGCGAGCCACAGGGCAAGGAGCUCUUCGGCCUGGACACUCUCCACAAAGUCCUGUGGAUCAAACUACUAGAAGAGAUGUUUCUGGGCAUGCCCAGUGAGUACCCGUGGGGGGAUGAGAUCAUGCUCUUCCUGAACGUGUUCAACGGCGCCCUGCUGCUACACCCCGAGGACAGCGCCCUCCUCAGGCAAUACACGGCUACUGCCAUUAAUACGGCCGUCCACUUCAACCACCUGUUCUCCCUGAGUGGAUACCAGUGGCUCCUCCCCACAAUGUUGCAGGCCUAUGCUGACUAUGAGAGUAACCCACUGCUGAGACAGGGGAUAGAGUUCUGCUGCAGACAGUUCUACAUCCUGCACCGUAAACCCUUCAUCCUCCAGCUGUUUGCCAGCGUGGCCCCACUGCUGGAGUUCACAACGUGCACCAGCACAGGCCUGUCUAAGGGGGUGUCUGCUCAGUGCCUGUUUGACCUGCUGGUCUCUCUGGAGGGAGAGACACGUGAUACCCUGGAUGCCCUGGAGCUGGUUAAGGCUGAGAAACCCCUACGAUCCCUGGACUUCUGCUAUGGUAGUGAGGACCUGGCCUUCUCCAUCAGUGAGUCCAUCAAGCUGUGUGUGACGGUAGUGGCCUACGCCCCAGAGUCUUUCAGGAGUCUACAGAUGCUGAUGGUGCUGGAGGCCCUGGUGCCGUGUUUUCUCCAGAAGCUGAAGAGCAACACCAUGACCAUGGAGUCAGCCUCGGCAGCGCGGGACGAGAUCGCCGCCAUCGCCGCCCUGGCCACCUCCCUGCAAGCCCUGCUCUACAGCUCAGAGACCCUCACACGGCCUAUGACUGCCCCCCAGUUGAGUCGCUGUGACCAGGGACACAAAGGGGCAACGACUGCCAACCACGCCAUGUCUGGAGGACCCAACACCAGUCGCCUUGUGUCCGGCAUCAGGGACAACCUUCACCUGCUGGAGGAGGGCCAGGGGAUGCCCCGCGAGGAGCUGGACGAGCGCAUCGCCCGCGAGGAGUUCCGCCGGCCCAGGGAGUCCCUCCUGAACAUCUGCACAGAGUUCUACAAGCACUGCGGCCCGCGCCUCAAGAUCCUGCAGAACGUGGCCGGGGAACCCCGUGUCACCGCCUUGGAGCUGCUGGACAUCAAGUCCCACAUGAGAUUGGCAGAGAUCGCCCACUCCCUCCUCAAGCUGGCCCCCUACGACAGCCUGACCAUGGAGAGCCGAGGCCUACGCCGCUACGUCACCGAGAUGCUGCCCAUCACCGAUUGGUCGUCCGAGGCCGUGCGGCCCGCCCUCAUCCUCAUCCUGAAGCGGCUCGACCGCAUGUUCAACAAGAUCCACAAGAUGCCUACGCUCAGGAGACAGGUGGAGUGGGAGGCGGCCAGUAGUCUGAUUGAAGGUAUCUGUCUGACUCUCCAGCGUCAGCCAAUCAUCUCCUUCCUCCCUCACCUCCGCUCCCUCAUCAACGUCUGUGUCAACCUGGUGAUGGGGGUAGUAGGUCCCUCCAGUGUGGCUGAUGGACUGCCCCUGCUCCACCUGAGCCCCUACCUGUCCCCCCCUCUACCCUUCAGCACAGCAGUGGUACGCCUGGUGGCUCUGCAGAUACAGGCUUUGAAGGAUGACUUCCCUCUGAGCCAUGUGAUCUCCCCCUUCACCAAUCAGGAGAGGCGAGAGGGCAUGCUGCUCAACCUGCUUAUUCCAUUCGUGCUGACCGUGGGGUCAGGGAGCAAAGACUCCCCACACCUGGAGCAGCCAGAGGUCUCCCUGCUCCUGCAGACGGUCAUCAACAUCCUGCUCCCCCCGCGCAUCAUCAGCACGUCCCGGACCAAGAACUUCAUGCUGGACACGUCCCCCGCCCACUGCUCCACCCCGGGGGACCAGGGCAAGGACCUGAGGAGAGAGGGCCUGGCCGAGUCCACCAGUCAGGCUGCAUACCUGGCUCUAAAGGUGGUGCUAGUGUGUUUUGAGCGGCAGCUGGGGAACCAAUGGUAUCGCCUCAGCCUGCAGGUCAAGGAGAUGUCUCUGAGGAAGGUGGGAGGCCUGGCCUUCUGGGACUUCAUAGACUUCAUAGUGCGCACUCGGAUCCCCAUCUUCGUCCUGCUGCGCCCCUUUAUCCAGUGCAAGCUCCUGACCCAGCCAGCUGACUCCCAGGAGGAGAUCACGGCCCGCCACCACAUCGCUGACCAGCUGGAGCGCCGCUUCAUCCCCCGCCCCCUCUGCAAGAGCUCCCUGUUCGCAGAGUUCAACAACGAGCUGAAGAUCCUCAAGGAGGCCGUGCACAGUGGCUCUGCAUACCAGGGCAAGACAUCCAUCAGUACAGUGGGCACGUCCACCUCUGCCUACCGCCUGUCGCUGGCCACCAUGUCCCGGUCCAACACGGGCACGGGCACGGUGUGGGAGCAGGAGAGCCAGCCGUCCCGCCAGCCCUCCCAGGACACGCUGAGCCGCACCGACGAGGAUGACGAACAGGAGCAGGAAGAGAAUGACUCUAUCAGUAUUCCCAGUGUGGUGAGUGAACACGAGGUCUUCCUACCCAGGCUCAUCACGCAGCGACGCUUCUCCAGUCACGCCACGGGCAGUGCCCAGCCUGAACCAAGCACCCGCAGCACCAUGCUGCCCAGCCACAGUGAACCCAAUGUGCUAGAUGAGUCUCAAGGACUGGAAGAGGGUAACCUGUCUAGGGUGGCCAGUGUGCAGAGUGAACCAGGCCAGCAGAACCUCUUAAACCAACCUCCGCUGGGACGCAAAAGAGGACUAAGACAGUUGCGACGCCCCCUGCUGUCCCUUCCAAAGAGUGAGCUGCGAGGGCCAGGUCGCUCUGGAGCCCGGCUCUCCACCACCCGCAGGAGCAUCCAGCCCAAGAACAAACCUCUGGAAACUUUAUUGGACUGCGAAGCAACCCAUGGGUGGGACCAGAAAAGGGUGGUCACCUUCACAGAGAGCCAGCAGGCUCAGGCGAAGAGCCCCACCCCCGGUGGCGCCGAUGCCCACCCAGAGGGCAGGAAGGCCAGCCCGGCCCUCCACUCGCUCCCCCUGCUGCCCCUGGUGCCUCCUCCUCAGCCAUCAUCAAAGCUGACCUCCACAGCCCUGCCAAGAAACAGUGGGUAA